AUGUCUUCCUUCGCUCGUCUCUUCGUCUUCGCGGCGGCGGUUGUCGCCGUUAGUGCAUCGACGUGCACGGACCCGACUCCCGUGUCGACGACUACGAUCGCUAAGGGCGUCGAGUUGUCCGUUAUGAGCUGUGGUUCCGUUCCUCAGGCAAUCGGUCGCCGCCAGGCCAACUCGACCGCGACGGACGUCUGCGGCGAGAUAUGCGUCACGUCGUGCAGCUCCGUAGCCGGCGUGCUUCCACCGACGACCGAUGAUUGUACGGUCAUCAAGGAGGCCGUACAGAUCUUCCAGGGGCAGUCCAGCUCGACCUUCACGGUCCAGCCGUUCCACAUCCAGCAGCUCACGUUUGGCACGUGCCGCAUGUUCUUCGAGAACCUGAGCCCCGUCCCCGAGCAAGCCUGCUGGUCGGACCUGGCCAAGGACGCCUCCGUAGCAGGCGCGUCCUGUCUCCCGCCCACGCAGCCGGUCUUCUCCGAGGGAGACUGCAACGCGCUCGACCGCACUUGGCUCAUCGGCAUCAGCCACUCGAACGAUACUGAUACUUCCGGCUCGUCGUAA
Peniophora sp. CBMAI 1063 is the source of this 558-nucleotide messenger RNA. Lineage: Eukaryota; Fungi; Basidiomycota; Agaricomycetes; Russulales; Peniophoraceae. The record is from the annotation of a GenBank genome assembly.